AUGGAAUCUCAACUUCAUGAAUGCUAUCUCUUCAGCGACCUUUCACCUAGCAUGAUGCCUAUCUCUGGCCUCGUCAGCCUAGACGCAGGGUUCGAUUUCGUCGGUUAUGUUUCCAUCGGCGAACAAGAAACAACGUUGUUCCCUCUAUAUUGUUUAUCCACGUCCCUUGGCACCCUUAGACACCAGAUCUCCUUGAUUGGCUAUAUUGCGACACCGAUCAUGCACAACGGGAUGGAAAUCGUGCACCAUUCCAUGUACGAACCUGGGUCUGUGCCCAUAUACACCCAGCAUGCUGAGCCAUCUGGGAAGUUGGAUUUGGCUCACCAGGCCUACACGGUAACUGACCACCUUCUUUAUAUCACAUAUGACUGGCCCACUCCGGGCAUUCAGAAAACAAUGGCCCUUCUUGCCCAGUAUCCUCAGGGACGUGGCCCUAUUGACAUUGUUGUCACUUUAUCCCAGCUCUUUCAGCCCUUUCAAACCUCUAUAGUUGCCCCGGAGUUCAACGACUAUGAGCCGUUUGAGUCACAUCCCAUCGUGUCGGAGCCAGAGUCUCCCGUGUUUGGCGAACUACCCUUGGGUCAAACUCUGAAUGUCGCUGAGGUACUGGUGGAUUCCGGUGUUCCUUCCGUGAACAUGACUGGCUGCACGACAAAUCUUGAUGACAAUGUCACGCAGCCUGAAGCGCAAGCAGACAGUACAGAUACUCUAAGCACCAUCCAAGACUGGUAUCCCCAGUGGAAAGCGGUCCUCGUUCACUUGCGGCUCGAGAUGAGAUCUGAUGUUGCCCGCGGGAUACCCAUUAAUCCAUUUCUACUCACACAAGCCAAUUACUCCGAGGAAAGGAAACAGUUCGUCAGCGAGCUCUUCCAAUGGAGCCUCACUGCGGUUGGGAUAGAUUCCGCAUCUCUGGGUCGCGUUAUAUCAUCCGAUGGGCAUACCCAUAUCACAGAAGACGCUAUAUUGGGGAUGGUCGGUAAAUGGUUGUCAGCCCUUCUGUCCCUCAUGAAACGGGCAGCUACCAUCACAAUUGCAGAUGGUGGACUGAUGAACAAUUUUACCCUUCAAAACCCAUGCCCCUUCGCUCUGCAGAGUGACAUGUGUUCCAUGUGUGUACAACUGAUGAACAUGUUUAUGUCUCCCAACUCGACCCGUUUCCCGAUUGCUACUAAUGAUUUCGUGCGGUUCCUUCGCAUGAGCAUUGCAAAAUCACUCGUUCACUAUCUGGUAUACCGGCCCACUAAAUCGGCCAAUGUGAUCAGGACUAUGGCUGAUAUCAACCGCCCUAUCUUCAGGCACGCCUCACAUCUACCCCCGGCGACAUUAGCUGCUCUCCUCUCCUAUCUGAUAGAUAUGGUCAAGGCAGGGGGAGUCAGCACUAACUUAUCACAAUUUCCUUCUGUUAGCGAGAUUUAUGACGAACUUCUCAAGACGGCAAUGGACCUGUUCGCACAGCAAGGUGACCCAGAACUCCCGAUUCUCCUGAUUUACCUUGCAGGGUUUUGCAACUUGAAACCGCUGUCGUACAGCCACCACUGCCAGAACCGCCGUCGCACAGCCACAGCCUCUAUACUCGCUUGUAAGCCCUCAACGAUCGCAUCUUUGCUUCCUACACCUAACACUCUUUCGACAAGAAACUUGCUUGGUGAGCACACCGAGAACACCCUGAAAUCUUGGCUCCAGAAACAGGGGCGUGACAUUCUUCCAGAAUCCCUCCUGAUCACAACAUCCGUAUUGUUUGGAUGGGUUGACCCCCUUGAUCUUAUCGCCAUCCUUCAUAUAAGCCUCAGAGUGGCCGCAGUGGAGAGACAGCUCCAGCAAGAAGAGUACACUGACAUCACAUUCCUUGUGCAAGGAGGGCGUUGCUUGAUGGAGGAGAGGAGGUAUCGAGCUCAAAUGGAGCUUUCGUUAUUCAGUAAAGCUAUUGAGAAUGUGUAUGAAGAGCUGAACACCCAAUACCACCCACCUACAUGGCAAAGGACAAUGCUGAGAGAGAACCCUGUCGUGCAUGUACGAACGCCUCUCUCGGUCCAUGGUGAUGACUUCUCGGUCAAUUUUGUUCACUCUCAACCGUCAAAAGCUACUCGAGAGAAAUGCGAGGCGUGGCUUUCCACGUCAUGGCAAUUUCAAACGGAUUUCCCGCGAACUCGAGAAAUUCCUCAGUUUCACCAACACGUAUUAAAGCCCAACAAUUCAUUUCUUCCCUUGCCUUGCUUGAUAAAACCUUGGGUUAGUAGUGUCACAUAUGGUGACUAUGUCAGUGCAUCUUGUGCAGUCACGAAGCCCAUCUGCCUCGACAACCCCAACGACUUCAAAACAAAGGAGGACAAACCGCUGGAUUCCGAAGUAGACAUGUUCUCUGAAGCCAUUGCACGCACUGCUGGGAUUGGGUGUACUAAUGAUGGCACAUGCACAUCUUCUGGAAGUGCAACGACUUAUGAAUCACGCCUACCUAGCAACUUUUCUGAUAAUCGGUCUGAUGAUUGGUUUGACGAUUGGUUUGAUGGCUCUAUAUCUUCCAAUGCUUCUGUGCUCACGUGA
This is a messenger RNA of Suillus fuscotomentosus, 2541 nucleotides long. RefSeq lists its product as uncharacterized. The coding region runs from base 1 to 2541 and encodes 846 amino acids. The transcript has 17 exons. The record is from RefSeq and is a predicted model, not a curated record. Lineage: Eukaryota; Fungi; Basidiomycota; Agaricomycetes; Boletales; Suillaceae.